Molecule: messenger RNA, 231 nt
Organism: Blastomyces dermatitidis ER-3
Lineage: Eukaryota; Fungi; Ascomycota; Eurotiomycetes; Onygenales; Ajellomycetaceae
Exons: 2
Coding region: 1-231 (76 amino acids)
Source: RefSeq, a predicted model, not a curated record
AUGUAUCCCCUGCGGGUUUCGAACCCACACGCCUUGGUUUCCCAUGCCAAGGCGCUACCAGGUGGCCGCAUUAACCAUUCGGCCACCGGGGCGAACAUUGAGCUUGCUUUAACUGUGAAUAUCAAAAUCAUGAUGCAAAAGAUUGCACUCAUCUUCAAAGUGAAAGAGAUGUCUAUAUUAGAUGACUCUCUGAAUUCUGUAAAUAUAAAGAAGAAGCAGGCUUCUGAAUGA